AUGUCUGAUCAAGACACUCACCCAAAUAAUUUCAGUGAAUUGCGAAGUAUCUUCAAAACCUACAUCGAUUCAUACAAUGCAAUUUAUCAGCUCAAAACCCAAAAUGAAGAAGAAUUAAAUAAAAUUUACAAAAUGAUCAAAACAGAAUUGAUUGAUUCAAAGAAAUAUCUACCUAAAUAUGUUAUAAAAGACAUUUUAAAUAUUGUUACAUAUAAUAAUCGCUAUACAAAGUCAUAUUUAUCUCUUGCCAAACUCAUAUCUGAUGAAUAUCAUGUCAAAGAGGUCAAUAAUAUCAAAAUUAUUUCAAACUUCCUAUUUUUCAAAGAAUAUGGAAUUAAAUUAGACAAGUUUACUGAAUUCGGAAAAUUUUAUAUUAAAAAUUUCAAUAUUCAUACAGAAAAUACAAUUUACAGAGCAAUUAUGUAUAAUAACCUAGAAAAAUUCAUCUCAUUCACCGAAAGAGAAGGAUUUAAUGAAGAUCAAGCACUUGAAAACGAAUUAUAUCCAUAUGAAUUUAUGGUUGGAAGAUAUUCAUUACUUGAAUUAUGUUGUUACCAUGGAUCAGUUGAUUGUUUCAAGUUUUUAAGAACGAAAUUUAACUCAAAAAUGCCUAGAAUUUUCCUUUUUAGGAGGAAAUCAAGAGAUCAUGAGUGA
Messenger RNA from Trichomonas vaginalis G3, 654 nucleotides. RefSeq names its product protein of unknown function (DUF3447). The record is from RefSeq and is a predicted model, not a curated record. The transcript has a single exon. The coding region runs from base 1 to 654 and encodes 217 amino acids. Lineage: Eukaryota; Parabasalia; Trichomonadida; Trichomonadidae.